AUGAGCUCUUUGGAUAAAGAAAACAUUUUUACAUCCCAAUUAGAGCUUGUUUCUCUUCAUGUUAUUGGAUUAUUUGAUGAUAUAUCUUCGUCAUUUAAGCCAGAUUCAUUCGCAUCCCUUCUGGAGUUUCUACCGACAAUAAACUUCGAUACAAACGAGUUGAAUCGAUGUAUUGAUCUUGCAGCAAUUGCUGGAUCAGAGUAUCCAAUUAAAAGCUUCCAGAUUCUUGAUAAAAUGUACGGAUAUUCACAAUUUACUCAAGUUUCUUAUCCAGAGGAUUUAUCAACAAAUUUCUGCUGCACAUUUCUUCACCGCGAAGAGUGGGAAAACGAAAUUAUUAAAUAUUUGAUGAUGUACCUAUUUGCUCGCGUAUUUGCGAGUUUAAUUUCAAACAUUGUCCGUAGAAUUGAGAAAUUCGAAAGAUCAGAUAUGGAUUUCUUAAUGGGCUCAAUUUAUAACAUGAACAUCGAUGCUUCUGUUUAUCCAGAAAAAAUGCAGCAAAUUAUUAAACUUUUAGCUGAACCAUGGUGCAGCGUCGCUGCAGAAAUAUCAGUACAUGCUCCUGCAGCAACAACUUACAACAUUUUAUACUGCGAAUUGGACUCUACGUUCGAAAUUUCAUAUUUCUUCGCUGUAUACUGUUCGCAAGUCAAAAUUUUCGAUGAAGAAUCCGAAAUCAACAAAGAUCUACUCAAUUUUCUCAAAAUUAUUGAAACAAGAUUCGAAUCAGCGAUAAGUGACUCUUCGAAACGAGAAUUACUAGCAUUAUUACUUUACAAUGUCUUUGGACAAUUGUUAUCCGUACUUCCGGAACUAAAAACUAACGAAGGAAUUAAUAAUAUCUACAAUUUAAUUCUUGUCUACAUAGAAAAGGAUUCAAACGUUCGGAACUCGAUCAAAGUAAUUACAUUGUUAUCAUCUUUCCUUGACAAACCCAUAGAAUACCUUUAUUCCCCAAAUUUGAAUCCAAAAAUCAGAUUAGAAGCGAUGACAAUAGCCGUUAGAGGCCAAAACUUCACUACCGAUGUUCAGAUACCCGAUACUAUUUCGAAAUGGGAGUAUUCUCCUAAAGCAAACGAGAUUUGCAGAAAAUGUAUUCAAUAUAUCAACAAUUCUAUGAAAGAUUACAUCCAAUUCCCCAAAGAAUUCCAUGGAUUCAUCAUCCAGAUAUCGCAUGUCAGUAUUACUGACUUCCAAACGCUUUUAAAGAGUCUCCAAGCGAAAAAGGACUAUUGCGCUUCUCUUUUCUUCGACGAAAUGAGUUAUUUCUUGAUGCAUGGUGAAUACAAAGACCUACAAUCAGUUGCAAAGCGUAUUGCCGUUGAAGAUAAUAUUGAUAGAUACGUAAAGUCAUUUAACUUGAUUGGAGUCAAUUGCAAAUCAUCAUAUAAAUAUACCUCAUUGACAAACUGCAACAAUAACCCUCUAGAUAGCUAUAUUGGACAAAAUGAACUUUCAAAUGCGUUUAUUUCGUUUAAGGAGACAAAAUGCAAUAUGACAAUCGAUAUUCCUACUGAUAUUAGUAUGCAUUUGGCCGAUUGGAGAAGAAAAAUUUCAACAUAUACAAAACAAAUUUAUUAUUUAGAGAAAAGUUCAUUUGUAAAGGCAGAUGAUGAGAAACAACCCGAUCCAGAAUUAUAUGACGAUAACAAAUCAUUGAUUUAUUCGUUGAUUAACUACAUAACAUUUGCAUAUCAGAGUGGAGUCAACGAAAUGCCUUCUCUGAAGUCACUCAUCAGCUUAUUGGUCCAUCCUAAUAUUGAUAUCGGUAACAAAGCUCUUUGGGCUUUGCAGUAUUCCAUAUUAAAACUUCUUCCCCUUUCUCCAAUCAUUAUUAGCACAAUCCUGAAGCUCAGCCUGUCUAAGGAAUUUUUGACCGCUCCGAAAAUCACUCUGAAUCUAUCCGCUCUUUGCAUUAUUAUCCCGGUUCUCAGAUAUCAAUUGUCUUUCCAAGCAAUGGCUGAUAUCGAGAAGCUCAUAUUCUACGGCCUUCUGCAACAAUCAUUCGCCGCUAGAACGAAAGCUUUGGAAUUGGUUGAGAUAAUUCAAGAAUCCAGCCAAUUUGCAAAAUUUAUCGUUACCAAUAGGAAUAAAAUAUCAGAACUUGGUCAGAAAAGAGCGGCAAUGUUCGUUGGAGUUGGUUUAAGCAAAGAAUUAUCGGAUAUUGAUUUAUCUUUCAAAGAUAUUGCAAAUUCAUCGAACAAUGCUCUUUAUUUCAUAUACUUUGCUGCAUUUUGCAUGGUCUUACAUAAGAAAGAUCAACAAUUAGAGUCACAAUUGUUAGAAUCAAUUGAUACAUGUCCGGAUACACUUCUAACGAUAUCUAAUGGAUAUUUCUAUUGUCUAACUCUAUGUUUCAGAGCUAUUUGUUCCUCAAUUCCCGAUACAAUCAUGAAUACAGCAUAUGGAGUGAUAAAUCCCAACCAAAACACAGAUUUCUACUUCGCUCUUGCGAUUUCUCAUGUUCAAAUGAAAGACCAAGAUGCAAUUUUCCGAAAUCUGGCCAAUCAUCACCCACGAGGACAAGCAGCAGCGUGUUCUCUCGCUUAUAUUCUGUCUCUUAAUGACGAGUUCUGCACGAUGCAGGCAGAAAAAUACACUCCUGGCUUCAAAUAUUUCCAUGAUAAUCUUUUGAAGUACUACAGGAAAGGAAUUGUCCCAGAAAUACCAUCUCAUACUAUCAAGAAUGAAUAUUUCAAGACAGCUGACUCUCUAAUGCCUUUGUUUUCCAUUUCUAUGUUCUUGGCUGCCCUUGGAAACAUAUUUAAGAAGCUGAUUUACAUCUACAACUCUCCAAGAAGAGGUAUUUUCGGUCUUUGUUACUCUCCUCCAACUAAUUUCGAACAUGAAUGUUGCGAUACUUCAGUUUUCACUUUUAUUUACAACAUGACGUCCAUUGAUAUGGAUUGGCCGAAGAUGUGCGCUGAAUAUGCAUUAACACAAUGGGUUUUCUUCGGAAAUAUUUCCGAUGAAAUGGCAGAAAGUAUUUUACCUUUCUUUAUCGGCACAGAAUUCUCCACAAAUAUCCUUGCCAGUCACUUUUCCACUCUUCUGAGAAAAUUUGUCGACCAAUCAGUGAAUUUAUCAUCCAGAUUGAAGGCGAUUUGCAACCAGUUCGACAUAACAAUGCGUACAUCUGAGAAGAUAUGCAACGAGCAGAUCAGUUUCUUGUUCGGAAAGCUUCUUGCUGUUGGAUUCACCGCGAUUUCGUUUGGAGAUGAGAGUUUACGCGAGAAAGGCUUCAAUCUCCUUCUCUGUAUCACUUCUGGAACGUAUUCUCAAGGACAUUCCCAGGAGGAAACAGAGAGAUUCAUCGCGGAAUUGGAAGAAUACAAAUCUGGUGUCUGCAGUUCGUAUUCUGACAUUGAUUUAUCAGUAAGUUUGCUUUCACAGUGUCUAUCAAACUAUUUCACACAGAUGUCGGAGCUGUUUAUCUCUGCUGUUUUUCAUUUGGAAAAAGAAUUCCAUCCACAAGCGAUAAAUCGAAGAAAUUCAGUUGUUUUAGCAAACAUUGAUACACAAGAACGUGGAAAAGAUAUCGCAAUUCCAAAAUUACUCAAUUUAUUGCAGCCAUGGUUGAAAUUUGCUGAUCUUUCCUCAAAAUCAACGCUUAUUAACAACUGCCCUCGCAUGCUCUCAUGCUAUACACCUUACACGUUCAUCUCCUCUUUACUUAGUUUGAGAUGUGCAGAUCCACUCAGCUCCGCAGUGGCCGCAGUCAUCGCAGGCAUGGCCAGCAGCUCUCCAAACAACGCUCUGACGACAUUCGCCAACUUAUUAUACGUAAUUAACGUGAAAAAGGAUUUAUAUCCUCAAACUUUGUCGUCAUUGACACUUGUAUUGACAGUUAUGAGCUCUACAUUGUCCCCUCACCUCUUGGCUGUCACGAGAGUUGAAUCUUGGUUCGCAUUAAACGCAUCUUACAUAAAACAGCAGUUUGACUUCAAGAAGACCAUGAAAGUAUCAAUCGAAAUAUUAACGCAGCUGAUCGACGAAGGCUCCGAUGAUAUUUUGGCUCAUAGACAUUUGAUAUUAGCUUUUGCUUUGAUAACAGGGCCAAUCUUUAAGGACAAAUGCGAAGAAUUGAUGUCGGCAAUCACCAAACAGGCCAUAAACGCCAAUUCCAAGCACCUUUACCUUAAUUUCCCUCAAACUCACGCCGACCAAUUAACUCGCGGCAUCGUUUCUGGUCACAGGCCUGAACAGAUUGUUGAUUGGUACAGCUCUUUCAGUCAGGAACAGAUGGUACAAGUGAAAGAUAUGCUCUUGAAGUGGGCUUUGUGCUGUUUGGACUUACCUGUAUCAGCGUCUGCCUUUGCCUUACUCAAUGUCCUGCAAAUACCUCUCAACGAGGACGAAAACGAGGCAAUUGCUAUGACUUUGAUAAGAUUCGCUCAGAGUUUACAUAACUCUACAACAACCGUUUUGGAUGAAAACGGUUUGAACUAUUUGAUGACAGCAAACAACGGAUUUAUCUCAGAAAAGCUGUAUGGAAUCGUUAUUAUCUCAAGCGGACUCAUGCUUCUCAAAAGUAACUUGAAUAUGAAGUUAUUAGAGAUAACAAGCUCAUUCUUAGCAUGCACAGAUGAUGAGUUGAGUCCGAUAUACUCAGCAUCGUUGUUAUCCGUAAAAGAAGCGUUCGAAAAAGAAGAAUUAUUGACAUCUAUGGAUUUCAGCAAUAUAUUAUUGAUUAUUCUGACGAAUAUCAACUCAGAAUCAUCACUGAGUAUUGUAAGAAGAGUUCUUUGUGUCUGUUUCGUUAAGAAACCACAGUGGUGUCAAAUAUUAUUGCCUUUCAUCCAGUUUUGCUUAGCUCCUCUUGUCUGGAACCAACGCGGAGACAAGAGCAAGUACCAAUCCGUGUUCGCGGCCGCUGAAGAUACUUCUUUGAAGAUGUUGAUCAACACAACUUCUGAUAAAUACAUCAGAACGUUCUAUUGGCACGCAGUUACUGAACUAUCCCAAAAGAACAUCUCAGAUGCUGCUGCUUUCUUUGCAAAAAUCACUAAAUACGGUGAUUCUACUGAAGCACAAGCGAGUUACUUACUUUUAUCGGCAAUGCUUGAUAAAUUCCACGUUUCCGAGAAAACACCAGGCAUCCAGAUCGCUCUUCUCCAGGCUGUAAACACUAGAGAUGAAUUUUUGGUAGAUUCAGCGACGGUUUUCCUAAAAAGUGCCGUUCGUGCAAAAGUGACAACAAUUUCGCAAGUUGGUUCAAUGAAGAAAACGAAGGAAUUUCCGGAAAUACAGACGAGUGUUUACAUAGAAAAUGUUGUUUGGAAUUAUUAUAAUGGAGCAUUUGAUUCUUAUAAAACUUGCCCUCCUUUGCAAGUUGUUGACUUGGAAGAUGCUAAUUAUAUCCCUGAGAAGGCUAAAAUUGAGCCUUUCUCUACUUGGUACAAUUGUAUCAACGUUUUACCUGAUUUACAAUCUGUACUGAAUAUUGCAGACUUAGGAAGGUUUGCUUAG
Messenger RNA from Trichomonas vaginalis G3, 5469 nucleotides. RefSeq lists its product as uncharacterized. Bases 1 to 5469 code for a protein of 1822 amino acids. The record is from RefSeq and is a predicted model, not a curated record. Lineage: Eukaryota; Parabasalia; Trichomonadida; Trichomonadidae. The transcript has a single exon.